GGUCCCUUGCGUCUUCUCCACCUCCCUUCGCCCCCGCGGGCCCCACGGGGGUCUUGGGGAGCAAGUGGGUCGGGGAGGCGGGUGGGAGCGGAGCUACGGGGCGGGGAGAGGCGGGGGCGGACUGACAGGCGGCUAGCGCGGAGCCGUUCUCCUAGCUUACGUAAGGCGCGAGUCCCGCGCGGCCGGCCGGGGCUCCGAAUGGGGGCGGGCGGAGGCGGCGCCGCCCAGCGGGAUCCGGGCUGGAAGCCUCGCGGAGCGCCGCGUCCCGGCGGAGGGGCGGCGGCAAGUCCCCGCGCGAGCCCAGGGUGUCAGAGGCUGAGGCAGAAGCAGCAAAGUUCCCGGGGCUUCUCCGAGGCCGCUGUCCGGGUUGCCAGUUCGGCCUCCCCCUCCUCGCCAAGGCAAUGGCUUCCAAACUCCUGCGCGCGGUCAUCCUUGGGCCGCCCGGCUCGGGCAAGGGCACCGUGUGCCAGAGGAUCGCCGAGAACUUUGGCCUCCAGCAUCUCUCCAGCGGCCACUUCUUGCGGGAGAACAUCAAGGCCAACACGGAAUCCUGUCACCCACCCUCAACAUACACAAGGCCGAGUCCUGUGUACCAGAUUGCACCUGGAAUUUUCUCUUGCGGAAGUUGGUGAUAUGGCAAAGCAGUACAUAGAGAAAAGUCUUUUGGUUCCAGAUCACGUGAUCACACGCCUCAUGCUAUCAGAGCUGGAGAACAGGCGCGGCCAGCACUGGCUACUGGAUGGUUUUCCUAGAACGUUAGUUCAGGCUGAAGCCUUGGACAAAAUAUGUGACCUGGACCUAGUGAUCACUUUGAACAUUCCAUUUGAAACGCUCAAAGAUCGUCUCAGCCGACGCUGGAUUCACCCUCCUAGUGGGAGGGUAUAUAACCUGGACUUCAACCCACCUCAUGUACAUGGGAUCGAUGACAUCACUGGUGAACCAUUGGUCCAGCAGGAGGAUGACAAACCUGAAGCAGUUGCUGCCAGACUAAGACAGUACAAGGAUGUGGCAAAACCAGUCAUUGAAUUAUACAAGAGCCGAGGAGUACUCCACCAAUUUUCUGGAACGGAGACUAACAAAAUCUGGCCCUAUGUUUACACACUUUUCUCGAACAAGAUCACACCUAUUCAGUCCAAAGAAGCCUACUGAGCCCGCCCAGUGGAAGAACCAGGAAGAUAUGGUCAUCCAUUCAAUUAGCCUCUUCGUUAAAGAAAUUGUAUUUCACUGUACCAACUGAAGAGGGGACUCUUGAACUAAGAAACUAGUAAGUCAUUCAAGUCCUUCAACCCUAUCCAUAGAAACAUCUGGUCCAGAAAAAUCCAAAAGUCUUGAAAAUGAACAGGUGAAAGGAGCCAACAUCCACACAAAGUCACUUUCAAAAGGAAAUAGAGAAUCAAAAAUCUUCAGCUGAUGAAAACACCCAAGACCCAACCUUAAACCAGAAGGAACUGUAGUACCACACUCCAACAUGAAUCAUAUAUUGUUAGACAAGGCAUAAAAGUUAUGAAAAAAACAUCAGAAAUCAGUAAUUCACAAAUGCAAGAGAAGUGGGCACAAAAAAAGGUGUGAAAUAAGAAUUGACUGAAUGCAGAAAAGAAAGUGAUUGAAAUGACAAUGAUCUCCAAAAUGAGGACUAAAUUACAAGAUGUACAAGAGGGAAUAGAUUCAACAAAGUAUACGAAGGAGAUAUGGAAAAGUGAAAUGAAAAUUUCCAUGAGGAUGAAAUAAAAUAAGAAAAAAUGAAAAGCUCAGAAAGAAAUUAAUGGCUAUAGAAGAUAGACAAAGAAGACUUACUAAUACACCUAUAACUGAUUCUGUAAAGAAGAAAAACAAAUAAUAAAGCCAAUGUUUAAAGCUAUAAUUCAAUAAAAACUUACCAAUAAAUAAAUAAAUAAAUCCUGAAUCUAUAUAUUGAAAAGGACACUGUAUAUUGAAAGUUACACCAUGGAACUUUGAAAAUUGACUCAGAGUAGUCAACUUUAAGACAUAUUCUUGUAUGUCCAGGAAAACUCCUCUAAGCCUUCAGGCAAAAAGACCAAGUGAUUCAUUGUACAAACCAAACCAACAAUGGCACAAUAUUUUCAAGGAAAGAAAGUGUGAACCAAGGAUUUCAUAUCUAGCCAAGCUGACCUUCAGUUAUCAAGGAGAUGUGGGGAAAAAAAAAGAUAGUUUAUAGUUAAUGACUCUGGGUGAAGGGCACCAGGGGUAGUAUUCUUUUAACUUUUCUACAGAUGGGAAAAAUUUUAAUUACUAAGUUGCAAAAAAAUUUUAACUUUAAAAAUGUAUUGACUAUUUUGAGUAUUUACUGAUUUCUUAAUUCCUCCCUCUCCCCAGCCCCUGGUAACCACUAAUCUACUUUCUGUCUAUGGAUUUGCCUGUUCUGGACAUUCCAUAUAAAUGGAACAAUAUAUGUGGCCUUUUUUGCUUGGCUUUUUCACUUAGCAUCAUGCUUUUAAGGUUCAUCCAUGUUGUAGCAUGGAUCAGUACUUCAUUCCUUUUCAUGGAUGAAUAAUAUUCUAUUAUAUAGGAUAUACCACAUUUUGUUCAUCCAGUCAUCAUUUGGGUUGUUUCCACUUUUUGGCUAUUAUGAAUAAUGCUGCUAGGAACAUUUGUGUACAAGUUUUGGUGUGGACAUACGUUUUUAAUUCCCUUGAUUAUAUACUUAAAACUUAAGUUCCUGGAACAAAUGUAUGGAUACCAAGGGAGAAAGGGGGCGGUGGGAUGAAUUGGGAGAUUGGGAUUGACAUAUAUACAUUACUGAUACUAUGUAUAAAAUAGAUAACUAAUGAGAACCUACUGUAUAGCACAGGGAACUCUACUCAAUGCUCUGUGGUGACCUAAAUGAGAAGGAAAUCCAAAAAAUAGGGCAUAUAUGUAUACGUAUAGCGGAUUCACUUUGCUGUACAGUAUAAACUAACACAAUAUCUUAAAACAACUACACUCCAAUAAAAAAAAAAAAAAGAAUUAAGUUCCUGGGUCAUAUGGUAACCCUAUGUUUAACUUUUUAAGGAAUGACCAAACUGUUUUCCAAAGUGGCUGUUACCAUUUUACAUUCUCACCAGCAAUGAGUUCCAGUGGGUUCCAAUUUCUUCACACUCUUGCCAACACUUGCUAUUGUGUCUUUUUUAUUAUAGCUAUUGUUGUGGAUGUGAUCUUAUUGUGAUUUUGAUUUACAUUUCCCUAAUGAUGUCAAACACCUUUCCAUAUUUCAUUAUUGGCCAUUUGUACGUCUUCUUUGAAGAAAUGUCUAUUUAAAUAAUUUGCCCAUUUAAAAACUGGGUUAUUUGUCUU
This is a messenger RNA of Kogia breviceps (pygmy sperm whale), 3291 nucleotides long. The record is from RefSeq and is a predicted model, not a curated record. Lineage: Eukaryota; Metazoa; Chordata; Mammalia; Artiodactyla; Physeteridae.